This is a messenger RNA of Drosophila kikkawai, 1831 nucleotides long. RefSeq lists its product as uncharacterized. NCBI's taxonomy places the organism in Eukaryota, Metazoa, Arthropoda, Insecta, Diptera, Drosophilidae. The record is from RefSeq and is a predicted model, not a curated record.
UGGAAAACGGAAACCUUUUUAACGUAUUUUUCUGUGACCGGUCUGGAGGUGCACGUUUUCUUUGUAAAUUCAUUACAUAAAUUUUUGAAAAGUGCAUCCAAGAUGUACGCCUUGCUCCGACGCUUCGCGGGAGUCUCCACCAGCAGCGGUGCACUAAGAUGCUACGCCUCCUUCACACCUAGGGAUGUGUUGCGGCAGAGCUCCGAUGAGACCGGCACCCUGCUCACCCGCUUUGCCAAACACAUCGCGCUGGAACGGUACAGGGAUCGGGAGCAUGUGCUGCCGAAGACGACGGUCCGGUAUGCCGACUACUUUCCAAUCACGGACGACCAUUACUUCCAGCGAUCUGUUCGGAAGACAGACGCUGCGCAGCUACCCGCCCUGAUCAUCCAGGCCUCCAGUUACCGCUCCAAUGCCGCCGUGCCCAUGUAUGCGGCUGCUCUGAACGCGUUGGACAACCAUGCAGCCGAUCAGCUGGAGAAGAUGGAUACCAGCACAGUGCUGGAGACGCUGUACUCGUUUCUCUUUCUCAUUCCCGGCUGGAUGAAGCGGACGGACUUCUUUCAGGCAGCCGUGCAGCGAUUGGCCAAGGAGGAUUUCCGCGACAACAAGGAGCGAUUUGUUCAGGUGUGCUUCUACCUGGGAUUGCAGAAAAAGCAAGCCCAGGCGUCCAACGACUUCCAACAGCUGCUGGAGGAGCAACUGGCGGGACAUUUGCCUGCGUUGAGUGACCUGGAUUUGGCCAUGAUUAGCAAUGCUGCCUACAAGACCUCCACUUUGGUUACGGGCGAGGCGCGAUCUCUGUAUGAGUCCGCCCUCGUUAAAGCCACUUUGGAUUUGGAACUGGAUGCGGAGAGCAGUGCUCUGCUGGUCUCCUUUGUAAAGGCCUUGCGCCUCCAACGAGUGAAGAACGUGAGAGUCUGUCAGCAUCUGCAGGACAUCUGCAUGGAUCCUGGCCAGAUUGCUCUCAUCGAUCCCCGCGGCUUGGCACAUAUUUUUGCUUUCUUUGCCGAGCAGCUGUGGGACGAGAAGCACUGCUUGGCCAUCGUAGUGGAGCGUCUGAUGAACUUGCUCAAGCCAGGAGAUCUACGAGCCAAGGACCUUGCCACCUUCCUGUGGGCCAGCGCCCAACUGGAUUUCGAGUUAUCCGAACCGCAAAUUCGACAGCUCGAGCUGGCUGCUCUUCGAAAGCUAGACCAUGGCGAGUACGAUUAUUACCCUGACAAUUUGGUGGACACCUGCCUCUCGCUGUGUACAUUGGGCUACUACUCAAAGGAUCUGAUCAACGCAGCCGAGGAACUGAAGGCCGCACAACGAAGACAGCGGGUGCAGCCCAAGGUGGACAGCCGUUUGAUCGUCCUGCGAUCAGCUAUUGCCAUCGAGCAGCCAGCGCUGGGGAAGCUGAAGGCGGAACAGGCAUUCAAAGAGUUCGACCGUGCACCGGGCUAUCUGCUUAAGGAGCGCAAAGACUUGACCAAGUACGCCCAGGAGCUGAGCGAGGAUGCCGAUGUGGAGGGCGUGGAUUUGGUGUGUCCCAUCAGUGGCGUAAAUCUGCCAAGCCUUCGAGUGCAGACCAUGGGCGAGCAGCCGAGUGUGUACUUUGUGGAAUUGCUCACUGCCGAUCAGACCUUGAAGUUUAGCAAGAAAUCCACUUCCCUGCUGCGCCUGAAGAAGCGGCUAUUGGAGUCAUUGGGCCAAAAGGUGGUCGUGCUUCGCACGGCAGAUAUGGCCACCAGUGCCAAGGAACUGCAACAGCUGGUAAGCCCAGCUACAGCGGUAGAGGCCAGCGAAGAACCCGAGGCCGCACAAGGCCUCAGAAGUUGAAUCUUGU